Messenger RNA from Mustela lutreola (European mink), 3511 nucleotides. Its product is annotated as zinc finger protein 345-like. NCBI's taxonomy places the organism in Eukaryota, Metazoa, Chordata, Mammalia, Carnivora, Mustelidae. Gene Ontology annotation, molecular function: DNA-binding transcription repressor activity, RNA polymerase II-specific. Gene Ontology annotation, biological process: negative regulation of transcription by RNA polymerase II. The record is from RefSeq and is a predicted model, not a curated record.
CGCUCCUCGGGCGCGGAGUCCGAGGAGGAGGGAUGCACCUGCCCAGUGUGCCGCUGGACCGUGGCGACCCUGAGCGUGGCCCGCGCGCCCGCGCACACCAGGCCUCGCCGCCGGCAGCCCUAGUGCACCAGGGACUGCUGACAUUCAGGGAUGUGGCCGUAGAAUUCUCCCUGGAGGAGUGGGGACGCCUGACCCACACUCAGCGGCAACUGUACAGGGAUGUGAUGUUGGAGAACUACGGACACCUCCUCUUCCUGGGUCUCAUUGUGUCAAAGCCAAACCUGGUCUCCUUUUUGGAGCAAAAGAAGGAACCUUGGAAUCUCGAGAGAAAGAAGACGGUAGCCUUCCACCCAGCCAUAUCUUCACAUGACAUCCAGAGCUUCAUGCCAAAGCCGAGCAUAGAAGCUUCUUUCCAAAAAGUGUCAAUGGGUAGACACAAAAAUAGUGACAUUGAGGAUUUACACUUAAUGAUAGACCGGGACAAUGAUGGGAAGAGUGAAGGGUAUCAAAGAUUUCAUGAAGGACAUACCCAAACUCAGACAACUGCCCAUAAUAAGAAUCUCACUGUCCCAAAUGGUGAAGGAUAUAAAACAUUUUGGAAAACCUCCCUUUUUGAGUCCACUGUUUCCAAAAACCAGUGUGGUUCUGCAAGUAAAACCUCAAAUCAAAUAUUUAGACAUACAUACUUAGGGAAAGACAAUUUGGAACAUCUGGAAAGUUACUUAGUCCAUGCUGAAAAUAAUUAUUUGAACCAUUCUGAAAAAAGGAUAGGAUUGACUGUUCAGUCAAAUAUUUCUGAAAAUCCGAGAUUUAAAAAUGAAGAAGAAAGUGCAAAGUGGGAUCCACUGGAGAGGUCCUUCACCGAGGAGCUGACCCUUCAGGAUGACCAGAGCAGUGUCAACAGAGACAGAAUUGCUCAAUGCACUGAAUCUGAGGAGACAUUCAAGCAGAGCUCAGAUGUUGAUAAACAUCUGAAGACUUGUGUUCCAGAAAAUCAUUAUGAAUGUAAUAAAAGUGGGGAAGUCUUUUAUCAAAACUAUGACAUUAUUAUACAUGAGAGUAUGAAUACAGGAGAGAAUCCUUACAGUAAAUGUGGGAAAGCUCUUAACCAGUCGUCCAAUGUUGGUGAUCAUCAGAGAAUUCAUGUGGGAAAACACCCACUUGAAUGUAAAAAACCUGGGAACACGUUUAGUCAAUCAUCAAGACUAAAUAUACCUAAAAGUUAUAUUUUUAAGGAAUGUGGCAAAGACUUUGACUGGCACUCAACACUACCUCAAGAUCAGGGGAUGCAUACUGGAGAGAAACCGUACAGAUGUGAAGAAUGUGGUAAAACCUUUAAGGUCUGCUCAUCAGUGAAUAGACAUAAGCGAAUCCAUACUGGAGAGAAACCUUACAAAUGUGAAGAAUGCGGCAAGGCCUUUAACCAGCAGUCAAGCCUUACUGAACAUCACAGAAUUCAUAAUGGAGAGAAACCUUACAAAUGUGAAGAGUGUGGCAAGGCCUUCAGCCAGCGCUCACACCUUAUUAGUCAUCACAGAAUUCAUACUGGAGAGAAACCUUACAAAUGUAAGGAAUGUGGCAAGGCCUUUAACCACCACUCAGGCCUUACUCAGCAUCACAGGAUUCAUACUGGAGAGAAACCGUAUAAAUGUAAAGAAUGUGGCAAGGCCUUUAACCAUGACUCAAGCCUUACUCAGCAUCACAGAAUUCAUACUGGAGAGAAACCUUACAAAUGUCAAGAAUGUGGUAAGGCCUUUAACCAGCGCUCACACCUUAUUAGUCAUGAGAGGACUCAUAUUAGAGAGAAACCUUACAAAUGUGAAGAAUGCAGUAAGGCCUUCAGCCAACACUCACACCUUAUUCGACAUCACAGAAUUCAUACUGGAGAGAAACCUUACAGAUGUGAGGAAUGUGGUAAGACCUUCAAUAGGCAUUCAUCUCUUACUCAGCAUCACAUAAUUCAUACUGGAGAGAAACCUUACCAAUGUAAAGAAUGUGGCAGAGCCUUUAACCAGCACUCAAGCCUUAUUCACCAUAACAGAAUUCAUACUGGAGAGAAACCUUUUAAAUGUAAAGAAUGUGGUAAGGCCUUUAAACAUGACUCCACACUUACUCAGCAUCACAGAAUUCAUACUGGAGAGAAACCUUACAAAUGUAAAGAAUGUGGUAAGGCCUUUAUCCAGCACUCACAACUUACUAGUCAUCAGAGAAUUCAUACUGGGGAGAAACCUUACAAGUGUAAAGACUGUGGCAAGGCCUUUAACCACAACUCAAGCCUUACUUACCAUCAUAGAAUUCAUACUGGAGAGAAACCUUAUAAAUGUAAAGAAUGUGGCAAAGCAUUUAAACAGCACUCAAAACUUACUCGCCAUCACAGAAUUCAUACUGGAGAGAAACCUUAUAAAUGUAAAGCCUGUGGCAAGGCCUUUAAACAGCACUCACAUCUUACUAAUCAUUACGGAAUUCAUACUAGAGAGAAACCUAAUAAAUGUAAAGCCUGUGGCAAGGCCUUUAAACAGCACUCAUACGUUACUAAUCAUUACGGAAUUCAUACUAGAGAGAAACCUAAUAAAUGUAAAGAAUGUGGCUAGGCCUUUAACCAGUGUUCACACCUUACUCAACAUCACAGAAUUCUCACUGGAGAGAAACCUUACAAGUGUAAAAGAAUGUGGCAAGGCCUUUAGUUAGUGUUCAGCCUUACUCAUUAUCAAAGAAGUCCUAAUAGAGCAAAGCUUAAAAAUUUUAGGGCAGUGAGAGAGGUUUUUUUUUUUUAUCUUCAAACACGAAGUUAAACAACAAUGCACUUGACUUGAAGGGAAAAUGAUCAACAUUCAUUUCUCUUAGAGUAAUUUAUCCCUACUUUAAGACCGAUUGCCCCACAUGGAAAAGCUGUGUACAGACAAAUUGCAUAGAAUUGUCCUUGGUUCUCUAAUGGUAAAUGAAAAACAUUAAAAUGACCCAAUCAAACAAGGUACGCAAGAAUUUUUAUGUUCUUUUUUAUUGUUGUUGUUAAAUAGAGCAAAAUAACUUUUGGAAUAUAACGAUAAGAGCUGAAUGACCAUGCCACUAAUGGAAAAACAAAGGAGUAUUUUCACAGAUCCAGUUUUUCCCAAGGCCAACCCAUCACCUUUUGAUGUUGAUUAAACUGAACCAUUGGCCAUUUUGUUUAAAAGAAAAAUGCCAUAUGCUUGUGCACAUACACAGCUCCUUCAUGUCCAAUCAAGGAACAGGGAAGGGGAAAAUGAAAGAACAGAGAAAACUGUAUGUAGUGGUCAGGAUGUGGUGGAACCAAACUAUGGUUUUCUGAUUGAGACUGUCUUCUCUGUCUGGAGGAGCAGAGUUCUGCAGUGAAGUAGCACGUUGCUUUUUUUAGUUGACACCUCCUGUCUGCUGCUGGAACACAUCAGUUGUAUCUUCCUCCUCCAUUUCCAUCUGUGCCGGUGUGUCUGCUUCCUUGAGUGCGUGCCCAUCAAAUCGGAAUCUGAUCUGCCUCUCUGACAAACCCUGUCAU